GUGCGUCCAAAUGUGGACAGGUCAGAGGGGUAACGGGGCUGUUGGACGCCGGGUAGCUUGUCAAAUGAAAUCCUUGCAGUUGUUGAGUAAUUUCUCUCACACUGGUCAUUUUUCACCACAGAGGACGAGGCUCGACGGACAAAAACACCGGCAGACAUGUCGUACUGCAGGCAAGAGGGUAAAGAUCGCAUCAUCUUUGUGACCAAGGAAGACCAUGAGACACCCAGCAACGCUGAGCUCAUUGCCGAGGACCCCAAUGAUCCUUAUGAAGAACAGGGCCUGAUCCUGCCAAAUGGAGACAUCAACUGGAACUGCCCGUGCCUGGGUGGCAUGGCCAGUGGACCGUGUGGCUCUCAGUUCAAGGAGGCCUUUUCCUGCUUCCACUACAGUAAGGAAGAGGUGAAGGGCUCCGAGUGCAUCGACCACUUCCGUAACAUGCAAGAGUGCAUGCAGAGGUACCCUGAGCUCUAUCCCCAGGAGGAAGAUAAAGAAAGCUCCUCCCAAGCAGGGUCCAACUCUGGUUCUGUCUCCGCCGCCCCGACCGAGGGCUCUGCCUUACCCCCUGAAAUUGACUCCACACCAGCCACUUCAACAUCCGAGUCUGCUGUCUCAUCUGACAGCACGUCACCUACAGACAACCAGGCUGCCAGCUAAGGUCGAUCAGUUGUCAACCAGGCUCUUGUUCUCUGUGUGCAAGCACUGCCCAGCACAAAUGACUCUCCAUGAGGAGCCCUGAUUGGUCUCUUCUCCUGUUUAAGCCUACAGAGAGGGCUCACUGACAUAGCUCUGGCGCUCAUGGGCAAGGACUUUGUGAAUGCAGAGAAACGUAGCAUAUUUACAAAAGUAUUGGCUGCUUUGUUUGCUGAGCUCUCAAAAAUCAAUCAGUAAUUUGGUUUAAUGAAAGUGGGCCAAGCUAUUUGCUGCAGGGACAAUAGCUGAAAGAUUAACUUUAUAUGCAACAGGAAUUUAAUUUGCUGCGCUUUCUCAUGUUUUUCAUCAGAAAAGCUGUUUGUUAGUAUUCAUUUUGUGUGUUGUCCUGUUAAUGUCGACUGGUCAGGAAUAUCACUUAGCACUGAUUUAUCACUAAUAAUUCAAUAUGACAGAAAUCUAAGCAGUAACCACUCUUACUUAAACAGUUGAAUCCCUUUGCUUUCCACCACUUGAGACCAAAACACAAAUAAUUGGUAAGAAAACAAGGUUACUGCUAUAGCUUCUGUUCAAUGAACAUUACCUUGAUAUGAACACAGAUGUUUUUAACUGUUGACAUCUUGUAGACACUUCAGGGACUUCAUCUACAUCUGUUGCCAUAUGAACAAUGGUCAUCAUUUUUGUUAACGGACACUGUAUCUGGCCUAGACCAAAGUGGUUUGUCAUGUUCAACUGUCACUGCAUACAUUGUUUUGUUGUCUUAACACUGUCUAGUCUCCAGUUGGAUGCUGUGGUCACCAUUCAUUGUCAUUCAAGCCUUAAAAGACUUGAUGCCUUUUCUCCAACAUGUCCAGAUUAAAAUGAUCGUUGAACAAUUUCAA
Molecule: messenger RNA, 1529 nt
Organism: Siniperca chuatsi (mandarin fish)
Lineage: Eukaryota; Metazoa; Chordata; Actinopteri; Centrarchiformes; Sinipercidae
Gene: chchd4a
Product: coiled-coil-helix-coiled-coil-helix domain containing 4a
Exons: 3
Coding region: 157-654 (165 amino acids)
Biological process (GO): protein import into mitochondrial intermembrane space
Cellular component (GO): mitochondrial intermembrane space
Molecular function (GO): protein-disulfide reductase activity
Source: RefSeq, a predicted model, not a curated record